Rhizophagus irregularis DAOM 181602=DAOM 197198 is the source of this 2007-nucleotide messenger RNA. The record is from RefSeq and is a predicted model, not a curated record. Lineage: Eukaryota; Fungi; Glomeromycota; Glomeromycetes; Glomerales; Glomeraceae.
GGAGAAAUUGUUCUUCCUUUCUUAAUUAUUUUAUAAUAAAUAAUAAAUAAUAAUAUAAUAAUAAUUUUGUUGUGAACAACAUGAAUGUUAAAUUAGUUUUAUUUGCAUUCCUCUUUGGAGGAUUGAUUUUACUAAAUGACAAAACAAACGUAAAUGCAUUACCUGCAUUACAAGAUGCGUUGAAGAGACCUGAUGGGCUUUCCGCGUUAUCAUCAGAAUAUGAUUUAGAUACAAAUACAGCUAAACCACUUGGAAUUUACACAAAUACAUUUUGUUCAUCAGGUUCAUGGUUAGGGAAUGGAACUUUGGUUGAAGCGGGAGGUGAUAAAGGAGAUGCAAAUUAUCGUAGUGGUAUACAAACGCUUCGUUUAUAUGAUCCAUCCGUUGGAGAUUGGGUUGAAUUAGAAGGAAUUGUUCCAUCAAAUAGAUGGUAUCCAGCUAUGGUAACCUUACCUAACGGAAAUGUAAUGAUUCUAGGAGGUUCAACUGCUGCUACAGGUGUUAAUAGAGCUGAAAUUGAUAAUCCAACUUACACAAUCUUUCCACCUCCAAAUGGUGGUCCUUUGACAGACACUGCUUUUCCUUUCUUAAGUUCCCUUUUACCAUAUAAUCUUUAUCCAAUGGUACAUGUAAUUCCAAAUUAUGAAGGAAAAACUCAACUUUUCAUAUUUGCGAAUCAAAAUGGAAUUGCUUAUGAUCUUGACACCGGUACAACUAUUACAACAUAUCCAAAAAUUCCAGGUGGUAUUCGUUCAUAUCCAUUAACUGGAACUUCUAUUAUUAUACCACUUGACCCUACGGAUUAUUAUAAACCAACUGUCAUGAUUUGUGGUGGUAAUAAAGUUUAUGAACUUACAUCACCAGCUGAAGCUUCUUGUGGUAGAUUGGAAUUAACUACACCAAAUGCUGCAUGGGAAAUGGAUGAAUUCGGUGGUCAAGGACGUGUUAUGCCUGAUGCUACCUUUUUAGUGGAUGGGUCCAUCUUGUUUGUUAAUGGUGCUGCAACUGGUUUCGCUGGUUAUCGUAAAGGUGGAGGCGCUAACGCUUUAUGGGUCAAUGAAAAUCCCGUGUUUACUCCAUUCCUUUAUGAUCCAUUUGCUAAAACGUAUAAAACUCUUGCUGCUUCCACUAUACCCAGAAUGUAUCACUCUGUUUCUACUUUAAUACCUGAUGGAUCUGUACUUAUUGCCGGAAGUAAUCCACAGGGUAGCGUCUCUCUUAAUGUUAAAUAUUCCACUGAAUAUCGUGUUGAAAUUUUCUAUCCACCUUAUCUUUAUUCAUCAACUCCUCGUCCAAAUAUUAUUUCUCUUCAAACUUCCCCAAUUAAUGAAAACAGAAUUCCUGUAAGUUAUGGCCAAGAAGUCACUAUGGUUAUACAAGUUAAAUCUGAUGGUGGUAACCAACCAGUUUUGAAAGCUUGUAUUAUACAUCAUGGUUUCAUCACACAUUCACAAAAUUUCAGUCAACGUUAUGUUUAUCUUGAAAUUACAAACUUUUGGGCCGAUUCAUCAGCUGCUGAUCAAUAUAUUUUAACUAUUAAAUUACCUCCAAAUCCUACAAUAAUUUCUCCUGGUCCUUCUUAUAUAUACGUUUUUAAUGGAGAUGCACCUCCUGUUAGUGGUGUUCAAGUUUUACUUCAACAAGCAGCUUAAAAAAAAAAAUGAGGUUGGGACUUCAAAAGGGGAGAGAAGUUUUAUCGUAAAAAAAAAACAUUUUAGAACAUGUAAUUUUUUUCCCCCCGUUUUUAACACGAUGUUUUUUUUUUCCUUGCAAAUAUUUUUGUAUUUAUUUAAAUAUAAUUAUUUUAUAUAUAUAUAUUUCCAAAUUGACAAAUAUCAUAAAUACCUAUUUAAUUACGUAUCGUUCUUAGAUUAUCAAUAAUAUAUAACUCGUUAAAUUUUGUUUUAUAAUAAUUAUAACUUUUAGACAAAAAAAAUUUUUAAAAAAUGAAAAAUAAAAAUAUGUAUUAGAAAUCUUCAAAAUAAAAUGUAUUGAUGGGUAUAGUCU